AUGCGGCCGAUGAGGGGUAAAUGGGCAGUAAAUGAAGGGGGAAAAUGGCAUUUUCAGGGAGAUUACUUGCAAUUUUACGAGUGGUUGGUUUACCGUAACCUGACUCUGAACCAGCCGACUAAACUCAAAUCAAGCUGUUACAGUCAAAGGAAGCAAGAUAAAUCCAAAGACGGAAAAAUGUCUAAAAUAAGGAAUAAUAAGGAAGCCUGUUCAUGAGGUGGUGGCAGCAUUUGACUAAAAGUAACCCACUGAUUUAAACUCCAGUUCUCUCAAAUAUGAUUAUUAAAAAAAGGUUAGUCAUUAAGACAGAUGAUAUGUCUGGUCUUUCUGUGCCAACUCUGAAGAUGAGAAAUCUAGCUAUUUAAUUCCAAUAGGCUUGCAGCAUCAACUCUAUCAGUCAGUAUUGAUAGAUAACUAAGUUAAAUUGACUUUUAGGAUACCUUUGUGAGAUUUGACGACUCUUGGUAGACUAUGAAACUUUGAAACUACUCUUCAUCAUCUUGUCUACUUGAUAAAAUAAUCUCAUAGUUUCAUAAAGGAUGUAUUGUCAGAAAAUACCAAUGUAUAUGUGAGUUUAUUUUUCUGUUGUUGUGUGUUUAAUUGACGUUGUGGCGCACUGUCACAUUUAUUUCUGUGAAUGGACAAGAUGAAAAUUGCGAUAGAAAGAAAAUACUCCAUGCCACUCCAUGUACUCACUCAGUAAGGGCUGUACCCCUGCGGCUAUUGGUUGAAGUUGUAUGACGUCAGUCAGGGAGGCGGGGCUUGUGGCUUUGAUUGGCGUCGUGUUCUCUGGUAGUCUGCUGCGGGACCAGGACAGACAGCUGAGGGGGGCCCGAAUGUCCAACCGGGACGGUCGGUGGACUACCGCGAACUUGCACCCACGAUUCACAGGUAAGUCGUGGCUUGAGUCCGUGUUUGUGGUCAGGGAGUUGUGAAUUCAUUCAUCCUUCAGCAUUCAAACGGCAGACAAAGACACUUUCCCGUGUUUGAGACGCAGUAGAGUUUGACAGAAGGGGGAGGUUUACCCCCUUGUAAAGCCCGCUCUGCUGUGAGAACAGGGUUUAUCCAGACAUUUAUCAGCUCACGUUUGGCGGCGGUUGUGGAGCUGGACGCGUCUGUUUUCUUUCUCUGCAAAUCAAAUGGAGGAAAACAGCGGAUGGGUUGUAAACCUAAGUGUGCGCACGCCACAAUGGCUCGGAUGGGUAACAAAAAAUGGCCGCACGUGUGGUGAGAUCGGUGUGAAUGUGGAGUUGUCUGGUCAAGCGAGCGUUUGGCACGGAUCUGGCGCACGGUCGAGGCGCACGGAUUUGGCGCACCGAUGUGGCCGUGUCGUCGAUCCACGGCUGUGAGGGGGGACUUGAUUUAGGAGCUGCAGGUAACAGGGAUGCAUGGAUGAAGGGGGUUUUACCUCCUCGCAGACCCGAAAUGAUAGACGAGAAGCCCAGCAGUGAGGGGGUGUUGCGCUGGAAAGACACUGGAAAUGCUCUUUUACUGGAACAUCGCCAUUUCUCAUACCUUUUAAAAACUUUUAAAACAAAUACAAACUAAGCUUUAAUUGGCUUUGAGCUGAUAUUUAAUGACAGCGAAGAAAGGACCGGUGUCCUGGCAGUCAGACGCUCCUAUUGAUUUUUAUGAUUUGCCCUCCAAUGAGAUGUAAGUGCACAUUGUAAUAAUAAUGCACUGACGCGAUGUCAAAAGCACUUUGUGUGAGCAUUCAAUCGAAACGUAAAACCACUUACAGCUCACAACAGACUGCGCAGCUCUCAAUGAAUCUUUUUUCUCUUUGGUCCUCCUGGCUCAGAGGAGCACGGGGUCACUUGGCAAGGUUUAUAAGCUGUUUAGCGUCGCUGCACGUGAUUGGGGAAGCCCAUGGAUAUACGCAAUAUCCUUGGGGAUCCUUCCUGGGAAGCUGACACCGGCAUUAGACCCCUGAGAGGGAUGGUAUAGAUCCUCUCGCAUCACAACCAGGGCUGAGGUUCUGUCUUUCUUCAUUUGAGUCACCAAAAUCAGAUUUGUUGAAUGUAAUGGGAGGAACAAAAGCAGGAAGGGAACCAGACUGGAGCAUUUCAGUGCAUUAGAAUAAAUCUGAAGUCCCUGAGCUGAGAUAUCCAGUAAGUCAGGAGCCAGGAUGACCUCUAUUGUUCUGCUAAAGAAGGGAAAGUUGGGCACUACAUUGGGCUUCUAAGCCCGCAUUUACAUACUCCUUCCUGUCACUAAGGCAGGGGGAAACAUGAAUUUCAAGUCUAACAAAUGUUGAAACACACGAGAGUUGUCAGUGAGUCAUUCAGAGACCUAAUCCGGCACUCAGAGGCUUCUACACUUCCAUUAUUAAUAUGGGAGAGAUGUUACAGAAAACAAGGGAGGAGGGGGUUGAGGUACACACACAUGCAUACACGCUCUCACAUGCACACAAACUUGAGUGACUCAAAGCUCCUGGCUAUGAACAACACAUGCAUCAGAGGACUGUCAUCUCCACACCUACAAUCAACCCUCCCUGCACAAGGCUGCUCCUCUCUACUGUGUUAACACAUAAUCAGGAGUGAGCUGCUUUUCAAAAAAAUAUGACUGUUACCAGACAGGGAGAGCUUUAUUUUGAAAUUUAAUCUAUAUGUAAGAUAAGAAAAAACAAGCAUCUUCCUGUUUUUGCUCUAGACUGUGAUGCAGAAUCACCAGAUUUCAUGCAACAUCACAGUGAUUUUAAAGCUGCUUACCAUUUCAGAUGAAUAUAUUUGUUCAUGACUGUCCAGUCUCACACAAAACACCUACACACAUAAGACACAAUUUGAAUUUGUGAUGCAACAGUCAAAAAGAUAAGUCCACAGAUGUGAAGAAAUGAGGUUGCAUACUGCAGUGACUUACUGUUAGGUCUAUCAUGAGAUGAGCCAAUUCCUUUAUAAUCGAUCAGCUCUGGCUUCUGAAAAACAAGAUUUGAAAGUUUUUUUUUUUUUUUUUUUGUCAUUUUUUAAAGCUCCUGUGAGAGGAGAUUUUUAUGUUUCUGAAAUGAUCUGAUAUUAAUAUUGUGUUCCUUGUUCAAUGGUACGCACAAACAAGACAGAUGACUUUUAGAUUGUAAUAUCUAAAGCCUGGUGCAUAGGGGGGUAGGUGACAACUAAAGAAACAGGCACGUUUUUGCAUUUUACAUCUAAAAUAUUAACAGUAAAUGUUACAAAAAGAGGAUGAAUUAAGCAAAGACUGCUUUGUCCACAGGGUGUGCCAUAAUUGACACAAACCAAAAGUUCCUUACAGGAGCUUUAAUGAAAAGUCUUAAGGUCCGUAAACUCUGCAGUUUCCUGGAAAAGACAUUUACAGUCAUGGCUUUAUGCCUUUGAAAUUAUGCUGAAAAUUUUCCAGACGUGUUAGACAUUAAAUAGACUGCAGCAUUAAUCAGUUUAUUGUUUAAUUAUUGGUUUGAUUAUAUUCUGCUGACUUUAACACUCUGAAGUGAGGGGAACAUCGUUUUACCGUUGAAAACUCUUCUGCAGUGAGUUUAUUCGAGGUCGUCAUCAUGUUAGCGUACCAGCUCAUUUGAAAGUCUUAUUGAUCUGGUGCAGCUCCGGCUUCUGGGAUACCAUGCUGCUCUGCAUGUGUUUGCCUGUCUCGGCAAUAUUUAAAACACGAUCAAUCAGAAGACAGAAGAAGGAAGAAUGACUGUGAAAAAUCAUUACGGACUUCUUUUUUCCCCCUUCUCUCUCUUUUCGCAUCGAGUUGUCUUCAUCCGACAUCAUUCUCCUCUCCCUCAAACUUUGCAGUUAAAUGCUGUUGCAUCACUUCACCCUCCCCCUUCCCUCCUCUCUCCUUUCUCCUUCAUACUAAUGAUGAGCAGAAGGGUGCUGGGAGGAAAAGAAGCUGAUAAAAAGCAGACAUGGAUGUCCAUGUGGUGGGUUAGCUAAUGUCAGGAGGUGCUCAUUAUUUGGAUUGCUGUAGGUUCAGAGCUGAAAAGGCUCUGAUGAGGUAUGUGUAAUUGUAUCAGUCCAUGCUGUGUGGCAAAGCACAGAUUUUCUACCAGCUGGAACAUCAGCAGGAGGAGAAUGAGGUCAUUUCUGGUGAUGCUGGGAAAGUGCGGUGAUGAAACAGUUGAUGCCUUUGUGUGUUAAUUGUGGUGAUUUGGACCGCAGUGACGGGUUAAGUGUAGAGGUAAGCAUGAAUCAGCAGAAAGUUAAGUCUUAUUAUUUGCGGUGGAUUUGGAGAGGCAGGGCUGAUUUCAUCAACUUUCCUCAGACAGCAGCAUCAAGAGCUGCAAUGACAGACUGAAAACAGGGCUGGAAAUAUGAUAACUGUAAAUAUUCUGCAGAUAUUGAUCUGCAAAGAUGGCCAUCUUGGGGCCAGCAGAGUAAUCCUCUUAUUUGAGCGGCUGUGUGAACACAGGGAGUGACCUACAUAGAGUUUGUCUGGAGGCAGAGGGUGAUGGGUGAGGGCAGGACAGGAUUGAGUUGGCUGUCAGGAGGUUGGUCAUAUGAGUAGCCAGUCCCUGGCCUGCACAUAAAUGUACAAAUACACUCACAAAUACACUCGUCCUCCACCUAAAUAUUUCGAGUUAGUCCAGCUCCCGCUGCCAUGCUGGUGUCAUGCAGCGGGAGCGCUGCAGCUCGCUUCACAGGAAGGUUUACUAAUUGCCCAUUGCUUCCCCGGAGUCAGCCAAUCAAGUGACAUCUGGACUCGUCUUCUGGCCUCCUUUGUGAUUCUCAAGUCAUGGAGAGGAACUGAGAAUGACGGCUUCUCCGAGAGCCCUGCUGCGCCUCCAGCUCUGUUGUGCACAGCUGAGCAGAGCCUAAGAUUUUGUAAGGGGAAGAGAAAAGAGGUGAAGGGAAUAUAGACACUGACUGAAUGCUUUCUCCCGGAUGGAUGCCCAAGGAACAGAUUCUGACAAUGGCAAACAAUCCAAUGAUUUCUGUGCAGAGAGAAAGGCUCCAAGUUUGGAUAUGAUGCAAACUGAAAAGAAUACAAAAGUCAAACAAUACUGCAUCAGGAAUAUGUUGAUUUGGAAGAAAGUAUCUGCACAAGAAGCUGCAGAAAUACAUUAAUGAUGCAAUGAUGCAGCAGGAAAACACUUCAAGGGAGGUGCUUAAGGCCUGAAAGAAAUUCUUAUUGGAAGUGGAUUUUGUUUAAGUGUACUGUAGAGAGAAAAACUUACCAUAGAAGUUUGAGAUGCCUUAAAGUCGCACUUCGAUCGUUUUUUUUUUAACCAUUUAAAGUGUUAUCAGAGUUCUUUAAAUUGUGAUUAUGAAGUUUUUACUAAAAAUCAUGUUACCUGUGUCAUUUUUAAGGGCUUUUCUCCUGCAGAACUCCAGUAGAUCAUUAGCAAUUUGCCUCUGAGUCAUGGGUGGAAACAGCGCUGCUCUGCACACUUGUCUUCAUGUUAGCUUGCAGCCUAACAUUGCCAGUGUAGUAGAAGAAACAGAUAACAUAGAAGCUGUUCAGCUCUCUGACACUAAUGUCUUUGGGGACAUGAUGAAAGUUAAUAUCAUAAUUAGCUUUCUUACAAGCGUUGCAAUCCGCUAAUGCACACUCUUGUUCCGCGAUUGUUCUCUUUUAUUUCUCUGAGCCUGGCCUGCAUAGCAGGGCUUUGGGGGCGGAGCUUGGAUUUGCUGCGUAGGAAAUCUCACUGUUUCUGAACCUGUCGUUUUGGGCUGCCAGAGAUUCACAGCAAAUUGAAUGCAGCAGAAACACUUCCGCACUUAUUUUUCUCACGAUAUGUCCUGUAGCAUCAGAAAAAUGCCAUAUGAACAUGCAGACAACAAGAAAAACAUGAUUUUCAUCAGAGUGGGUCUUUAAAUCUUGAGUCUUUCCACUUACCUGAGUGACUAGUUGAAAAUUUGCAGAUGAUGCCUUUAAUGUAAGGGCUUAAGUUAACGUACAUUUCUAAUAAAUGGAUGGAACAAGCUGUAGCUGUCAUGUAUUUGUUUUGGGAUCUUCUAUGUUUGAAUGUUUUUUAUUGGAUGUAUUAUCUUUUAGGCCCCUGCAGCACAUUUGACCUUGUUUCCACCAUGUUUUCUCCCUGACUCUGCAGUUUAUUAGUGAUUAACCACCAACAGUGAAGGAGCCUCCAUUCAAACUCCAUCCCACAGUGUAGAGUCAAAGUAUGUAGUCAUUGAGACACUGAGUCAGAGACAGAGUAGGGCUUCCUGUUAGCGUGACAACUGGAGGAAUUAAAGGACACACAGCCAGCUGAUGUUUGUCUGUGCUUUUAACACACACACUUCUGCAUUUACAUGUGAGACAGCAACGAUAUUUUGUACAAAACAAACCCUGUAAACCCUCUUUAAUCCCCCCCUGCAUGAGCCGUGCAUCAUCUGUGGAGGGCACUCGGAGGGCGUUUGUUGACUCUGUGGCAGCCAAUGGCGGCCGGGACUGCAAAUGACCGCUUCCUGUGAGUUUUUUCCCCUCGCUGUCCCAAGAGGGGCAAAGACAGACGUGAGCGAAGGUCAAAACAUUUAAAACAAGUGGAAAAAUCCAACUCUUCACAUGAAUCCUGAGAGCUGACUGAUGUGAGAGCAUCCACAGGUCAUUCAGAUGCAGUAUUUCUGAUUUUGUGCCGCUCCCACAGCAGAAAGUGAAAUUACCUGAAGUUUAUUGGGACUUUUUCUUUUCUUCUUACCUUCCAAAAACUUGAGAGGCUUUGCCCAAUCUCUGCAUAAUCUCUACAGAUUCCCUUUCUUUCUCUUCUAGUCUUGUUAUCUAUUCCCCGUUCUCUUGCUCUGACUCACCUCUCUGACUCAUCUGGAUAUCUCCAACUCCUUCUACCUACUUUUAUACAGCUCUCCAAAACCAUCUUGCGUGACCCUGUCUACCUUUUCCUGCGCGCUCCCUAUCUGGACCGUUUUGAUUGGCCCGAGCCAGCUUCCUGCUCCUUCGUCUGGAUGAUUUGACAGGGAUUCACCUUGGUGGCUUUUUUCCUCCAUUAACAUUCUUCCAGGGGAUUUCUUUCACUUCCAAUAAGCGUGCUGAGCCUGAUCUUAAUCUGUGUUGUGUAAUGAAUUGACCUCUGGUACACUCUCACUCUCAUUCUGUGUUUUCCUUUCACACAAUUAAGAACGAAUUGGCGUAAUGGGUGAAGAGACUCCUGUUUGAAAAAAAACAGAUAACCCCACAGCAAGCAGCCUUUUUCUGCCUGUUUUUAUCACUUUGUUCGUAUUUUGGCUUUUUUCCUGUUGAGGUUGACACGACCCAGACUAGAGUGUGAAGUGCAGAGGUUAAGUCAACGGUGUGAACUCCUCCUGAGUGUGCCUCAGAGUAGAUACUUGGAUUGCCAGGAUGUUUGUACACUUUGUAAAAUGCCCUGUAGGAGUGGGCCAAAAUACCGAAAACAGCAACAUAUGUGCUCGAUUCCUGCAGAAGAAUCAUUUCAUGGCCGUUACCAAAUAUUGAUAUUAUAACCUCUUUUAUGAUCUUUUGACCUCUUCUGGUGGCAUUGGUGAAAGGAUUCCUGCACUUUUCAGGAGUGUGUUGUAUCGUAUCACAUUGUAUUGUAUUGUAUCAUAUCGUAUCAUUUUGUAUGGCAGUGUAUCGUAUCGUAUUGUUUCGUAUCGUAUCGUAUUGUAUCUUUUUGUAUCGUAUCGUUUUGUAUCACAGUGUAUCGUAUUGUUUCGUAUCGUAUCGUAUUGUUUCGUAUCGUAUCGUAUUGUAUCAUUUUGUAUUGUACCGUUUUGUAUCGAAUCGUAUCUUUAAAUUGACAGGGGUUUUCUUAAGGACAGUCUUUCUAGCAACUGCGCUCUCCUCUUCUCCUUUGGGCAUGAUAAAGAAAAGAGGGGGAGAGAGAGAGAGAGAGGGAGGCUGCACAUAAUAAGGCAUGCUAGAGUGAUAAUCUUUGUUUUGUGGAUGACUGCAGUCAUCGGUUAUUUGUAAUUAUACCAUUUCAUUGUUGUUUUUUCUGCAGGCUUGCAUUUUCUAAUGGUUCAUUUCACAAUGGUUAUUCAGGGUUAAUGCUGCUGGACUUUACAGCUCUAUUAGACGGAUUAUGUUGAUGAUAUAGUGGAGAAGGUCCUUUUGUUUACGCUGAGGGUCACUGUGAAUUAAAACUAGAAGCCAAGGAGAGUCAGAUACAUGACUACCAAUACUGAGCAAGUUCAAUAAUGAAUCAUUAAGUUUCAUAUGAAGGUGUACCUACUGAAUUUGAAGCUUUUUUUGAUCAGCCUUUAUCAGUAGAUUUCUCUGAUAUCAAAAGACUACAAUUAGUUUAAUUGCCUGGAGCACCUCUGGGAUUCUCUAUGUUUGCUUUAAAGUUAGAAGUACCACAUGGUACAGUCGAAAGAUCAAAAACCAACAAUUAAAUGCCUCUUCUUUUUAAAUUUUUUUUUAUUUUUGAUGACAAGAGGCUGCAUCGUCUCAUGCAUACAUGGCAAGACUCCAUUAACUUGAGUUUGCACUAUCACUUUUUUUACAUGAAUGUCACACAGCUGACCUGUCUAGCUUUGCAAAGUCAAGAGCCUUUUAGUUAUUUUAUGCAUGCUUUUCUACACAUACUGCAUCUAUAUUUGCAUCUCAGCCAACACCUUCAAUGAUAUGGAUAUACUUUAUUGAUGAGCCAAUAUCAAUGCGUGAGACUAAUGCUCAGAUAUGCACAGUGGAUAGCUCUGCACAGAGCACACACACAGUGGGGGUGUAUUCAUGUGCUUGACUUUUCCAGGGAAAUGAAAGGAGAGUCUCUCAGGGACUGAAUACAUAUUGCUUGUCUGUCAUUACUUUCAGAGAAUUGCGUCGGUUUACUACGACUGCGGCACAGUGCCAGCUGAUGAUGCAGGCGUGCUGGGAUAGCAGAGGACAAUGAAUCGUCCUGGGUGACUCUGUGCAUUAGUCUGAGAGAACACCAACCUCCGUCUGCAAGACAAGACCGCUAUCUUGCGCGAGGAGGGAAUGGCAUAGAUAGAUGAAACCGAUAAUCCACUGGGAAAAAGAAGCAGCCGCUGAGCGUGCGUGUGUGUGUGUGUGUGUGUGAGAAAGAGAGAGAGAGGAUAAAGAGAGAGUAGGUAUCUGAAUGCUUAAGUAAGAGUGUGUGAGAAGAAUGAUGAAAACUAGUGUGCAGGAAAGCCAACAGGACUGAUUUUUUUGGGGAAUGAUAAGUCUCUAAAACUUCCUCUCUUUGUCCUCAGGUCUUCACAGUUGACUGAUGAGCAGCCAGUAAGACGGGGGUUGGGCUACACGGACUGGCACAGGUAAACACAACUUCCACAAGGCCCUCAGGAAAAUGUUUUCUGCUUGCUGACAUGAUUUUUCAGUUCACCGGGAGGGCUGCCAGUUUUUGAAGUGAGGAUGUGCACUCUGAUGCCUCUGAAAAGAAUCCUCACUUUUAAGGAAGUGAGGAAGCAGAUGCUUUUUUCUGCUUAUGUUUCUAUGUCCUAGUGGAUUACACGGUUGAUAUUCACUGGACUUAAAGGGCCGUGCUGAUAUUCGUCAGACUCUUUGUAUAACACAGGCUAAGAAUUUCUUCAGUUGCUGUGCUUUGACCAGCAGAAAAACUCAUCUGUCAGUGUACAUUAAGUGUUUACUAUUUCCCUAUUAGAAAUAUGGUGGUUGUUACUUAUCAGCCCACUGUAGAUCCAGAACUGCUUGUUUAAGUAUCUGCUUUAACUUUUCUUCAUCAUUUGUUUUUAUAACAUUGCAAAACCAGACAGUCCAGAGAGGCAUUUGUGUUGCAGACUUGUUCCAACCCUGGAUAUGGCGGGAGAGGGAGAUAGAGAGAUUCUCUAAUCCCGUGCUUUUGUGGCCGGAUUAAAAUCCCAUGUCCUAGGCUGGGGGAGGGGUUGAUUUGUCCUGGUGAGGAUAGGGUGCAGGGAGAGGCGGGGUGGAUUAAAUCCUACAGAUCUGUCCCUUGCACAGCUGUGAUGCUGUGGGAGGAGCUUAAUGGAUGCUGAAGGGGUGGAGCUUGUUAUGGAUGACACUAGCUGUGGGAUGUAUCAGCAAUAGAGGGACAACACGACCAUGUCUGCACAGCUUUUAAAGGUUUUUGGCAGAGGUUGCAGAUACUACAUUGAUUUCCAUUUUUAACAGUCAUUCAUUGUCCCAUGAGGAUAAACCCUGAAGAAUCUGCUGAUCUGUCUUAGUAUGUCGCACCAAAAUCAGAUCAGGGUUUCAUGCAUUUAUUGAAAUUUCUCAACAUGUGCAGGACAAACUUCAUGACUUUUCAACAGAAACAUUUAUGGUCACUACUGGAUGAAUUGCUCUAUAAGACUAAUGUUGUUCAAUCAAGAUCAAGAAACAAGAUCAUGAGUUUGAUAUUGUAAUUUUUAAAGUCUGAAACCUGUGCGAGGGGGUAGGUGUCACAAAAUAUAUUUUUUACAAAACAUCCACAAUAAAAGAUAAAUUUGACUGCCAAAAGUCGGAAUGAUGGGACACCACCUGAACAUAUGCUGCGUUACAGUUACCUCAGAUGUCGGCGCUGGGAAUGAAGCUACACUCAACUUGACGGCGUUCCAGUUAACAAGUCAGAAAACCAAGAUAGACCUCUACUGUUAGCCGUUGUUAGCUGUUGUUUACAAUUGUCCGCUGUCGUUAGCCGUUGUCAGUUGUUGUUAGCAGUUAUCAGUUGUUGUUAGCCGUUUUCAGCUGUUGGUGGUUGUUGUUAGCUUUGCCAGUUGUAAACAACACAUAACACAGUAUUUUACUCUUACCAACACCAUAGGAACGUGUACACAAUUAGGCGUUGGACAGUACAACAACCACUUAUUUAAUUCCACAAAACCAAUAAAUGCUAAAAUAAUGUAAUGUUUGCUAAUAAAUACAUUACAAGAGCUUUCACUGUUACUCUUUACUGUUGAUGAACUGUGCUGCCAUUUGGAUUAUGACAUUAUUGUCAUGUCGGGGUUGGCAGGGAUCGUCUGACCUUCCAAGUCGGAAAUCCAACUUCGGGGGGCCUAUCAGAUGAAUUUCCGACUCGGAGCUCGGAAAUUUCGACUUCCGAGUACAACUGAAACGCAGCAAUAGGCCGCAAGAUAAGCAAGGACUGUUUUGUCCACAGGUGGCACCAAAAUUGACACAAACCCAGAUUUCCUCACAGGAGCUUUAAAGCAUUCCUGUGCCGGCCUCAUAAAGCUGCUAGCAUGGCAAAGACUUUCUUUCCAAGACUGCACUGAUUUAAGAUGCGCAUACAUUGAUUCUGUAAAGUGAUUACUCAUGUCCAAAAUUUUCAUAUGAAAUGAAGUACAAGAAGAAGUAGAAUAUUUAUAAGAGAGCUCUGCGGCCAGUAGCUUGGCCAAAUCUGUUAGGGCUCAUGCAUUGAGCAGCUUAAUUUGUAGCCCCAAAAUGUGCAUAAUCCAGUCAGCACCUUAGAGUCUACUGACUUAGCAAAAAGAAAGGUGGUGAGGGCAUAUUAGUUUAAGGAAGGAGGGAGUCCAGAGAGAAAAAUGAGAAAGAGAGAGAGAGAGAGAGAGAGAGAGAAAACUCCCAUUAGGCGGAUUCAUGCUGCUUUAAGGAGGUGGACGACUGCUGAGUGAAUACGCACAAGCACAAUCUGCACAUGCUGGGAGUUUCUGCGCAUUCCUGCAGCGGGGUGUCCAAACCAUGAGCGGUGUGAAUGAGAGAAAGGAGGAGGAAAAGAGUGGGAAUGUAGGGUCAGGCCCCCUUCAGUAACACUUCCUUAUGUAAGAUUACUUACAUAAUGACACAUUCAAGUGGUGUGUAUGUGUUUGUGUGUCGCAGUCUAGACAAGUGGGGCAACUCGAGUUUGGGUGGGGUCAGGGGAAACAAGAGGAGGGGUACUCAAGCAGGCUCUCAACAGCAGGAGAGGAUUGUGGGAUUAUGGGAGUGUGUGUAUGUGUGUUAUCAGCAGAGAGGAGGGGUGAGGGUUUGGAUAGGAAGGUAUUAAAGCCGGAGUGGAGGGAGGGAACUGACAAGCAUUGAACUCAUGUCCACAUCUGUUUAUGAGACCCAGCUUUCUACCUCUCUCUGCCUCCUUUCAUGCCUGUCCCUCUGAGCUUAUCUCCACAUCAGCCACGUCCUUUCUUCUUUCAUUUCUCCCCUCCAUUCUUCCUCUUCCUCUCCGUUCCUCUUUCCCUCCUCAUUUCUUAAUAUCCCCUGAUCUUAAUCCCACUCUUUUGUCGCCCUCUUUGUGUCUCUUUGCCUCUCUCAUUCUCUGUUCUCAAUCCCUGCUCUCUCUUUUCUCUCCUCCUCACUCUCUCUUCCUCUGUGUUUUUGGGAGUUUAGAGGGUCAGCAGUGCCAGACGAGACGAUCGGAGGACAGAAGACAUAG
Messenger RNA from Xyrichtys novacula (pearly razorfish), 12181 nucleotides. The record is from the annotation of a GenBank genome assembly. NCBI's taxonomy places the organism in Eukaryota, Metazoa, Chordata, Actinopteri, Labriformes, Labridae.